Messenger RNA from Oppiella nova, 564 nucleotides. The record is from the annotation of a GenBank genome assembly. Lineage: Eukaryota; Metazoa; Arthropoda; Arachnida; Sarcoptiformes; Oppiidae.
UUAACUAUAAUGAAGAGAGUUAUCUAGGAUAUCUUAAUGAAUUUAUAACUUGCUUAAUAUUUCAUACAAGUAGUUAAAUAAUAUAAGUAAUAUAAGUUAAUAAAAAUGUCUUCCCUAUUCAAAUUAAUACCACGAAAAGAAAGAUUAUUGAAAUUCAGGGGUGCGAUGGCACCGGUACUCACGCCUUACGACAAGAAUGGUGAAGUGAAUGUCUCGCAAAUUCCUAAAUAUGUCAAGUAUUUGGUGGACAACAAAGUAGACGGUCUAUACAUAUUGGGUACAAAUGGCGAGGGAUAUAACCUCACGAAUGACGAGCGCCUGUCGAUCGUAAAGGCCUGGCGUCAGGCGCUGGACAAACAUCAGGCAAACUUAGUGUCUGUGGUUAAUGUGAGCUCGUAUUGUGUGAAAGAGGCACUGGAUCUGUCCAAACACGUGGAAAGUAUGGGUUUCGAUGCCAUCGCUGUUUUGCCCCCAAAUUAUUACAAACCUAAUAGUGUUGACGAUUGGCUCAACUUUCUGAAGGGGUUCGAGUACAAUUUGGGUCCAACCCUGAUAUAUCAGUAG